UUGUCGCAGGAGCAAAUGUCGUGUCACCGAGGUGCGGGUAGGGUGUCACCCAUAUUGGGGUAUUAGAGAAAUGUACAAUCAUUUUGAAUUCGUCAAUUUAACACUGUAUAAUAUACAAUUCAAGUCGAAUUAAUGUUAAUCAACCCGGAAUCAACCACGGUGUUAAUGGCCACGAGCCAUGUUAAUGUUAAUUUUAAUGUUUAUGGCCACAAGCGCGCACGCUACAUUGCGCCUGCGCGCAAUAUUGGGUAUCAAUUUUGCGCGCUCAUCUGCACUUGCAAGAAUUAGAUAUGAAAAAAAAACUUUCAGAAAAUUGUCAAAAUAGUGGGUGUUAAGAAAGACUAAAAUUAAGUUUGAUUUCAAUAAAAAAUAAAGUGGGGUUUUCCAGCAAAAUCUAAUAAGUGCAUCAUAUCUCGAGGGAGGCGACGAACUAAAGUUUGGAAAUUCUUUGACAUCAUCGCCCUUUUCAAUGGUGAGCUCAAUGCGGUUUAUAGUUAAACGAAGUAAAAACUGAUUUGGCUUAACGUUUUAUUUGGAUCAAAAAGCCUAAAUCAUAUCUCUUAAGAAUGCCUAUAUCAAGCUCUCGACGUCGACUAACCAGCCCUUUUGUGGGCCCAUCAGCGAGUAGCACAUCAUCACUGUUGAACACCAUCUCCAACUCGCCGGUGGCACAGUCGAAAGAAGGAGGGGGCGCUAUCUCAGAUAACAGACUGGAAUCAUUGAAGAAGGUCGGGAAGGCCUCAAAGCACCGAUCUGUAGGAGCCCGAAGGAUUACCACUAGCAUUAAAUUCCCGAUCCUAUCUCGAACUCAACCUACAAUUCGGCAACAGCUGAGAGUCAACCACAUCACAUCCCCGUCCAAACAUCACCGCAGAGGGCGUACCACCACACAUAUAACAUCUAGCACCAGCAGCCGACAACACGGUGACCAGAGGCUGUCGAUGGGCAAAGACCACUUUGCUCUAAAGAAGAUUCGCUUCUUCAACGCCCCACCGCAGCCUGCCCCACUGACGUUGUGCUUCUCCUACCGGGAUAUGACGUGA
Messenger RNA from Strongylocentrotus purpuratus (purple sea urchin), 1043 nucleotides. RefSeq lists its product as uncharacterized. The transcript is spliced from 2 exons. The record is from RefSeq and is a predicted model, not a curated record. NCBI's taxonomy places the organism in Eukaryota, Metazoa, Echinodermata, Echinoidea, Camarodonta, Strongylocentrotidae. The coding region runs from base 567 to 1043 and encodes 158 amino acids.